Messenger RNA from Prosopis cineraria, 1191 nucleotides. Its product is annotated as cinnamoyl-CoA reductase 1-like. The record is from RefSeq and is a predicted model, not a curated record. The coding region runs from base 103 to 1143 and encodes 346 amino acids. Lineage: Eukaryota; Viridiplantae; Streptophyta; Magnoliopsida; Fabales; Fabaceae. Gene Ontology annotation, molecular function: oxidoreductase activity, acting on the CH-OH group of donors, NAD or NADP as acceptor. The transcript is spliced from 5 exons.
CUUCUCUUUUCCGCCCUGGGUCUCUUUGCUCCUCCUACUUUUGCUCUUUUGAUUUUGAAUUUGUCCAUUGAAAAGAAAAAACUUAUUAAGACUAGAGUCAUCAUGCCUUCUCCUGCUACUACUGCCACGUCAUCAGGUUCCGGCCAAACCAUAUGCGUCACUGGCGCCGGCGGCUUCAUCGCCUCAUGGAUUAUCAAGCUUCUCUUAGAGAGAGGUUACACUGUUAGAGGCACCGUCAGAAAUCCAGAUGAUUCUAAGAACGAACACUUGAAAAAUCUGGAAGGAGCACAGGAGAGGCUAACUCUUCAUAAAAUUGAUCUCCUUGAUGAUCUCAAGUCCAUGAAAGCUGUUAUUAAUGGCUGUGAUGGUGUUAUUCAUACCGCCUCUCCCAUCACAGACAAUCCUGAAGAGAUGCUGAAACCGGCGGUAAAUGGAACAAAGAAUGUGAUGACAGCAGCUGCAGAAGCAAAAGUGCGUAGAGUUGUGUUCACGUCAUCUAUUGGAGCUGUCUACAUGGACCCCAAUAGGAGCAUUGACAUGGUGAUUGAUGAGUCUUGCUGGAGCGAUUUGGAAUAUUGCAAGAACACUAAGAAUUGGUAUUGCUAUGGGAAGGCAGUGGCAGAGCAGGUAGCAUGGGAUGAGGCAAGAGCAAGAGGGGUGGACUUGGUUGUGUUGAACCCGGUUUUGGUGGUGGGACCUUUGCUCCAAUCCACCAUAAAUAAGAGCACAAUGCACAUUCUUAAGUAUCUCACAGGCGCUGUCAAAACCUAUGUAAAUGCCACUCAUGCUUAUGUUCAUGUUAGGGAUGUGGCAUUGGCCCAUAUUUUAGUUUAUGAGAUUCCUUCUACUUCUGGUCGUUACUUAUGUUCUGAGAGGUCACUCCACCGUGGAGAGGUGGUUGAAAUUCUAGCCGGGUACUUCCCAGAAUACCCAAUUCCUACCAAAUGUUCAGAUGAGAAGAAUCCAAGAGUAAAGCCCUACAAAUUCUCUAAUCAGAAGCUGAAGGAUUUAGGGUUGGAGUUUACCCCAGUGAAGCAGGCCCUUUAUGAAACUGUCAAGAACCUACAAGAUAAAGGCCAUCUUCCUCUUCCUUCCAUGAAAGUUGAAGCUGUUGAGAUUAAAUCCUGGACAGCUAGACUCUAAGAAUGCAAAAUAGUUACCAACAAAUUAGUUAUUCAUUAUCCCCCACUA